GUGGUUUCUUAGUUCCUACUCGGUGUUUUGUUAGUCGCCUGUGUGUUAGUGCAGUUUAACUUUACAUAUUUUUUACAGCUAGUGUGUGAAUCUUCUGUAAUUGAGUAGGCCCUUGACGACAGUAUUGUUUAGGAUAAAGUUUGAUUCGCUCCGUCGCUUGUUGGAGGCAAAACUGAGAAUGGCUGGAACAGAAGGACCUCUUAAGAGUUUAUUUGAGAAUAAGGCUCUCAGUAAACCCAAGAAAGAUGAGAAGCGUCUGUCUGUGGAGCGGAUCUAUCAGAAGAAGACCCAGCUGGAGCAUAUCCUGCUCCGACCUGACACCUACAUAGGCUCAGUGGAACCUGUGACUCAGCAAAUGUGGGUGUUUGAUGAGGAUAUAGGGAUGAAUUGCAGAGACAUCACAUUUGUGCCAGGCCUCUACAAGAUUUUUGAUGAGAUUCUGGUGAAUGCUGCUGAUAACAAACAGAGGGAUAAGACUAUGAACUGCAUCAAGGUCAACAUUGACCCAGAGAAUAACACAAUCAGUGUGUGGAACAAUGGGAAGGGUAUUCCUGUGGUUGAACACAAAGUGGAAAAAGUGUACGUUCCUGCUUUGAUCUUUGGCCAACUCCUGACCUCCAGUAACUAUGAUGAUGAUGAGAAGAAGGUCACAGGUGGGCGAAAUGGAUAUGGUGCCAAGCUGUGUAACAUUUUCAGCCUAAAGUUUACUGUCGAGACUGCUUGCAGAGAGUCAAAACGCUGUUUCAAACAGACAUGGUUUGACAACAUGGGUCGAGCUGGUGAAUCUAAGAUUAAACCUUUCGAUGGCGACGACUACACCUGCAUCACAUUCCAGCCAGACCUAGCCAAGUUCAAGAUGCAAGCUUUAGAUAACGACACUGUUGCGCUACUGACUCGGCGAGCAUAUGACAUUGCUGGAUCCUCUAAAGGUGUCCGUGUCUUUCUCAAUGGAAAAAGGCUGCCAAUUAAUAAUUUCCGCACCUAUGUGGACUUGUAUGUGAAGGAAAAGGUGGAUGAAACUGGUUCUCCCCUGACAGUAGUUCACGAGAUGGUGAAUGAGCGCUGGGAAGUGUGUCUUACCCUUAGUGAAAAGGGGUUCCAGCAAGUCAGCUUUGUUAACAGCAUCGCCACAACUAAGGGUGGCAGACACACAGACUAUGUUGCAGAUCAGAUUGUGUCCAAACUGAUUGAAGUAGUGAAAAAGAAGAACAAAGCUGGAGUAGCCGUCAAACCUUUCCAGGUCAAGAACCAUAUGUGGUUGUUUGUGAACUGUCUGAUUGAGAACCCCAGCUUUGACUCUCAGACCAAGGAGAAUAUGACCUUGCAGCAGAAGAAUUUUGGUUCCACCUGCUCUCUGAGUGACAAGUUUGUUAAGCAGGCUAAUGGAUGUGGAAUUGUGGAAAGCAUUAUGAACUGGGUGAAGUUUAAAGCCCAGGCACAGCUCAAUAAGAAAUGCUCAGCUGUCAAACACACGAAGAUUAAAGGAGUACCCAAGCUGGAUGAUGCCAACGAUGCAGGUGGAAAAAACUCCAAUAGCUGCACUCUAAUCCUGACCGAAGGAGACUCGGCCAAAACUUUGGCCGUGUCGGGUCUGGGUGUGGUGGGACGGGAUCGCUAUGGUGUCUUCCCUCUGCGUGGUAAAAUGCUCAACGUUCGAGAAGCGUCACACAAACAGAUCAUGGAAAAUGCUGAGAUCAACAACAUCAUUAAGAUCCUGGGUCUUCAGUACAAAAAGAACUACAGUGACCCUGAGUCACUCAAGAGUCUGCGCUAUGGCAAGCUCAUGAUCAUGACAGAUCAGGAUCAAGAUGGAUCUCACAUUAAAGGUCUGCUGAUCAACUUCAUCCAUCAUAACUGGCCAUCACUGCUGCGCCAUAACUUUCUGGAAGAGUUCAUCACCCCUAUCAUCAAGGCAUCCAAUAAGAAGCAGGAGAUUUCUUUCUACAGUAUCCCAGAGUUCACUGAGUGGAAGGAGAAGCAGAGUAGCAUCAAAUCCUGGAAAAUCAAAUACUACAAAGGUUUGGGUACCAGCACAUCAAAGGAGGCCAAAGAGUAUUUUUCGGAUAUGACAAGACAUCGAAUCCCUUUUAAGUACUCCGGGCCGGCUGAUGAUGAGGCUAUCACCCUGGCCUUUAGUAAGAAGAUGAUAGAGGAGAGGAAGGAAUGGCUGACCAGCUUUAUGAUCAACAGACGUCAGCGUAGAGAACACAAUCUGCCUGAGGAGUAUCUGUACGGACAGGCAACCAAGUCCCUCUCCUACCAUGAUUUCAUCAAUAAAGAGCUUGUGCUGUUCUCCAACUCUGACAACGAGAGGUCAAUCCCCUGCAUGGUGGAUGGGCUUAAACCAGGCCAGAGAAAAGUUAUCUUCUGUUGUUUUAAGAGGAAUGAUAAGAGAGAGGUGAAAGUGGCUCAGUUGGCUGGAUCAGUGGCUGAGAUGUCAGCUUAUCACCAUGGAGAGGUUUCUCUGAUGAUGACCAUUGUGGGUCUUGCUCAGAAUUUUGUGGGCAGUAAUAAUUUGAACCUGCUCCAGCCUCUGGGUCAGUUUGGCACACGUCUGCAUGGAGGCAAAGACUCGGCCAGCCCCAGAUACAUCUUUACUAUGCUCAGUACACUUUCUCGUCUACUGUUCCCUGCGGUGGACGACAACCUGCUGAAGUACAACUACGAUGACAAUUUGCGAGUGGAACCGGAGUGGUACAUGCCCAUCAUCCCUCUGGUGCUGGCUAAUGGAGGUGAAGGUAUUGGCACAGGAUGGGCCAGCCGUAUCCCUAACUAUGACGUGCGAGAAAUCAUCAACAAUAUUCACCGCAUGCUUAACGGAGAAGAGCCGCUCCCCAUGCUGCCCAGCUAUAAGGGCUUCAAGGGGACCAUUGAUGAGCUGGCAAAGAAUCAGUAUGUGAAUAAUGGAGAGGUGGCCAUCAUUGACUCCACCACCAUCGAGAUCACAGAGCUGCCAGUCAAAACCUGGACACAGACCUAUAAGGAGAAUGUGUUGGAGGUGAUGCUGAACGGCACAGAGAAGGUUCCUGCUCUGAUCACAGACUACAAGGAGUAUCAUACGGACACCACAGUGCGUUUUGUUGUUAAAAUGACCGAGGAGCGCCUGAGAGAGGCAGAGGCAGCUGGACUGCACAAAGUCUUCAAACUCCAGAACCUGCUCACCUGUAACUCCAUGGUGUUAUUUGAUCAUGUGGGCAGUCUGAAGAAGUACGAGUCAGUUCAGGACAUCUUAAAGGAGUUCUUUGAGCUUAGAAUGAAAUACUACAUCCUCAGGAAAGACUGGCUUGUAGGAAUGCUGGGAGCCGAAAGUGCCAAACUCUCCAACCAAGCCCGAUUCAUUCUGGAGAAAAUCCAGGGCACACUGGUCAUUGAAAACAAACCAAAGAAAGAGCUGAUCCGCAUGCUUCAGCAGAUGGGCUAUGACUCGGACCCUGUUAAAGCAUGGAAAGAUGCUCAGGAGAAGGAUGUAGAAGAGGAUGCUGAGGAUGAUGAUGAGAAGGAGAAAGAGGACACGUCUGGCCCUGAUUAUAACUAUCUGCUCAGCAUGCCCAUGUGGUACCUAACCAAAGAAAAGAAAGAUGAGUUGUGCAAGCAGAGAGAUGCAAAGAUGACAGAGUUGAACACACUCAAGAUGAAGGCCCCUGCUGAUCUAUGGAAAGAAGAUCUGGCAGCUUUUACUGAGGAGCUGGAGCGUGUGGAACAGAAAGAGAAGGAGGCACAGACUGCAAUGCCCCUGGUGAAGGGUAAAGUGGGCAAACCAAAAGUGGUCAAGGUAAAGAACGAGACCAUGCCUACACCGCAGGGCCGCAGGGUUAUCCCUCGCAUCACCAGCACCAUGAAAGUCCAGGCUGUAAAAAAAGAGCGAGGCAAAGGAUCGAAGAAAGAGGCUGGUGUGGUGAUGAAGAUGGAGUUUGAUGAUGAGGCAACUGAUGGCACUGGGGUGGGACUGGCUGCAAGACUCACAAAGAAGAUCAAGAAAGAGCCAACCAAAGACAAAGGCUCAAAGUCAGGAAAGCAGACCACCCUCACUUUUAAACCAGUCCAGAAGAAGAACCCCUGGUCUUCUGAUGAGGGAGAGUCUGAUUCUGACGUAGAGUUGUUGCCUGAGGAAACGGCCCCAAGAGAAAAGAGGGAACGCAAGGCUGCUGUUGAAAAGAAGUACAGUCUGUCGAGCAGCGAGGAUGAAUUUGAUGACUUUACGAAGAGCAGUAAACCGAAGCAUGCUGUUAUUGAGGACGAUGAGUCCUUCAAUCCAGAACCCAGUGGUGCACUUGACAGUGAUAUGGACUCUCCUCCUCCACCUGUUGUGAAAAAAGCCCCAACGAAAGUUGCCAAAGCAAAGGCAGAGAAACCAGAAGCCAGCAAGUCUAGCUCUCAUUCUGAAGCCAGUCAAGAGUCGGAUCCUAAACCUGUGAAGAAAUCUGCUGUAGGAGCUGCCAAAAAACCUCCUGCCAAGAAGACAAGUGCCGUUUCAAAGAAGAAAGCAACUGAUUCAAAGCAGCCUUCGAUCCUUGACGUGCUCUCUAAGGCAAGCCCUAAGAAAUCCAAAGUUGUCAAAAAGCCAACUGCUGUCAAGCCAUUGUCCAGCGACUCGGACAGCGCAGGCCCUGCAGUAGUGAAGAAACAAGCCAAGAAGAGGAAGACUGUGCUGAGCAGUGACCAAUCAGACAGCUCCGACUCUGACAGCGGCAAUCUCAUGGCCCGCCUCAAGGGCAAGAGCACUGCUGGAAAGAAAGCAAAGAGCUGGGAGGAUGACGAAAGCUUUCAGUUGGAGGAGACUGAGAAAGUAGUGGUCUCUGCAGCCCCCAGGAGCCGAGCUGCCCGCACCACUAAACCUGUGACCUACGCACUCGAUUCAGACUCUGACGAUGAUGAUUAAUGUGCUGUUGCAUUGUUUUUAAAUGAGUAUAAUCUUAAGGGUAAAGUUCAUACUGUAAUGCAGAAAGCCUGUUUUGUUUGUCUUUAAAUAUGACAAACUAGUAAACUAACUGUUUUAUUUUAAGCAUUUUAUAUAAUGUCAUAACGUUGUUACACAUAACAUUGUUCAAUGUUGCUGUUUUUUAUAUGUGGUCUUGUCUUUAUGUAAAUAUUUUAUCUGUUCUCUUUACUUAAGCUUUGUAAUAAAUGUUUUUUCAGUGAGAA
Molecule: messenger RNA, 5142 nt
Organism: Danio aesculapii
Lineage: Eukaryota; Metazoa; Chordata; Actinopteri; Cypriniformes; Danionidae
Gene: top2a
Product: DNA topoisomerase II alpha
Exons: 35
Coding region: 179-4879 (1566 amino acids)
Biological process (GO): resolution of meiotic recombination intermediates; DNA topological change; sister chromatid segregation
Cellular component (GO): nucleus
Molecular function (GO): DNA binding; DNA topoisomerase type II (double strand cut, ATP-hydrolyzing) activity; ATP binding
Source: RefSeq, a predicted model, not a curated record